This is a messenger RNA of Daldinia vernicosa, 1014 nucleotides long. RefSeq names its product NAD(P)-binding protein. Gene Ontology annotation, molecular function: oxidoreductase activity, acting on NAD(P)H, oxygen as acceptor. Lineage: Eukaryota; Fungi; Ascomycota; Sordariomycetes; Xylariales; Hypoxylaceae. The coding region runs from base 1 to 1014 and encodes 337 amino acids. The record is from RefSeq and is a predicted model, not a curated record. Gene Ontology annotation, cellular component: intracellular anatomical structure. The transcript has 3 exons.
AUGUCGAACCUUGCACAAAGAAUAUCUCGAGCUGCCCCUUCAGUGGGAAGACUCGCCCGCGCCACGCCGCGUGUGGCACCGUCAUGCAAUAUUACAGCCAGAGCAGCAGGAAUAGCAACCUGCAAGUUACCUACUCGCCAGGAGCCGACACGGCGGUCUUUUCACAACACUACAGCCAACGCUACCAAGACCGAAGUGACUCGGAGCAGCCCUCCAGGGAUAUUACCCGAGUUCAGCUUAAAAGACAAGGUCAUCGUCGUCUCCGGCGGAGCACAAGGACUAGGCCUCGUACAGGCAGAAGCUCUCCUGGAAGCAGGAGCCAAAGUGCACGUCUUCGACAGACAACCUCGACCUGGCGCUAGCUCGUCUUUUGAAAAAGUAGCACGCCGAGCCAAGGAGGAACUGGGCACCUCGAUAAGCUAUCACCAAGUCGACGUUCUGGAGGCAGCCGACAAGCUUCACAAGAUCACCAAAGAUAUCGCCGCCAAGGAGGGACAUAUCGACGGGUUGAUCGCGGCUGCUGGCAUCCAGCAGGAGACUCCAGCCUUAGAUUACACUGCCGAGGACUCGAACCGCAUGUUAGGAGUCAACGUUACGGGUGUACUCAUGACAGCGCAGGCCGUGGCAAAGCACAUGUACCAGAACGACACACCCGGAAGCAUCGUCCUGAUCGCCAGCAUGAGCGGCACCGUGGCAAACCGCGGUCUGAUCUGCCCUGUAUACAACGCCUCCAAGGCCGCCGUCCUCCAACUAGGCCGCAACCUAGCGAUGGAAUGGGGCGUCAAGAACAUCCGCGUGAACACCAUCUCGCCGGGCUACAUCGUGACGGAGAUGGUGCAGAAGCUAUUUGAGAAAUUCCCCGACCGCGCGGUCGAGUGGCCCAAGCAGAACAUGCUGAACAAGCUUAGCAAGCCCGAGGACUACCGCGGCGCGGCUAUCUUCCUGCUUAGCGACGCUAGCCGCUUCAUGACUGGUGCGGAUCUGCGUAUUGAUGGUGGACAUGCUGCUUGGUAG